Symphalangus syndactylus (siamang) is the source of this 1422-nucleotide messenger RNA. It is a transcript of the gene PKIG, whose product is annotated as cAMP-dependent protein kinase inhibitor gamma. Gene Ontology annotation, biological process: negative regulation of protein kinase activity. Gene Ontology annotation, molecular function: cAMP-dependent protein kinase inhibitor activity. Lineage: Eukaryota; Metazoa; Chordata; Mammalia; Primates; Hylobatidae. The record is from RefSeq and is a predicted model, not a curated record.
GGCUCCGCUGCAGGUUGCGGGCUGCGGGCGCUAGGCUGCCCCGGGGAGGCGCUGCGGGCCGGCGGCCCAGGCACGGCGCGGCGGCGAGACUGCAGGAGACACGGGGAAGAGACAGAGAGGAGGGUAGAGUGAGAAUCCUGCCUGCACCACAGGUCUGGACUGCUAACCUUGAAUCCUGGUUUCUUAAAUUCUGCCUCCGCUUCUGACUGAGAACCACUGGAUUUUGAGGAAACUUUGGUCUUGUGGUGGUGAGAAGGUGAUGUUCUGGAAGGAAGGUGCCUAGACUUUGUGGUCCCUGCUAGGAGGUGGAGAGUGGAAAUGUGGAAUGCCUCACACUCCUCAACUAGAAUUCCCGUACUGAUUAGUCAACAGUGGAAAAUCUGAAGAGAUGCAAGCAGGAAAAAGAAAUUAAACCAGCCUUGAUCAGGUUCCAGUGAUCACUCCAGCACCCUGCAUUCUCCCUUGAAGCCCUGAGCACCAAGGCCAUGACUUAGGCCUGAGGAGCGAUGCGACAGGCAUGAUGGAGGUCGAGUCCUCCUACUCGGACUUCAUCUCCUGUGACCGGACAGGCCGUCGGAAUGCGGUCCCUGACAUCCAGGGAGACUCGGAGGCUGUGAGCGUGAGGAAGCUGGCUGGAGACAUGGGCGAGCUGGCACUCGAGGGGGCAGAAGGACAGGUGGAGGGAAGCGCCCCAGACAAGGAAGCUGGCAACCAGCCCCAGAGCAGCGAUGGGACCACCUCAUCUUGAAUCUGACCUUGUCCAAGAAGGCUGGACGAGAGACCUUCUGUCCCCUCCCAGAGGGGGAACCCUGGCACUGGCCCAGCAGCCUCUUCUCUGAGCCCCAUGUCCCAGAUAAACCAGGCCAGACUGAGAAGGCUCCCCAGAGGCCUCUGUGGCCUCCACUCCGGGAAAGCCCUCUGCCCACACCCACAGGCUCCACAUUCCCACCACCAUCUCACCGUGCCCAGGUACACUUUCAAGACACUGUAACCACAAGAUGUUAUUUAUUGAGCUGGCGCCGGGACUUGGGCGGGGCCUGCCCUACAGUGAGCAGCCCACACAGGAACGCUCCUCUCGCGAGCGGUCCGGGCAGGGACCCUGUCCCAACACCAACUCCUCCUCUCCAGCCCAAUCUUCUGGGUCCAGACCUGCUUGUCCCUUUUUUAGAAAACACUUUUAAACUUUUUAAAAAUUUUAAACCUUUUUUCAGCAGAUACGGAGAGAGCUGACAAUCAAUUCACAUUUUUUUAAGCCAUUUUAGCUAAACUCUCAUUGUGCAUCUCUGAGGUUCCCUCAUGGAGCUCCACAGAUCCAUUUUUAGGGAAGGGAUUUUGGCUCAAAACGAUCUGACCACCUCUGCCCUGUCCACGAGGAUAAAUGACACCUAGGACCCAGGAAAUAAAUGCUGAUGAUUUGUGUGA